AUGUUUUUGCAAGCGUGUGCCAAACGACAUCCUGUUCGGUAUUCGUUGUCGGCGGGGUCGCGAAUACAAACGAUCGAGAGAAACGAAUCCGUCGGAUCCAGACCCUCGGUGGAUCGGGCAUGUGACUGUGAUUCUGGCUGUCAAUGUGCUUACGCAUGUGUAUGUGUAUGCGUAUGUGUGUAUUGUUGUAUUCCUUCAUGGGGCCUUGUUUGCCGGAGGAGUGAGAGAGGGUUGGCAGGCAAUUCUUGCAUUCCGUUACAUUUCAGUCCUGCCAACGACCAGAAAUUGUGGGCUCGUCUUCAGGGCCUGCUCCCCAGCGUUCUCUCCUCGCAAGGUUCCACCCCCUCCCCGCACACAAAGUACCAGCUCCCCUCCGCGCGUCGUCGUUCGGUCUUCCUAACCCAAAUCUCGCAUGACCAUGUAACAACAAGACGAGUAGGCCGGGCCGGUCUUAUUCUUCCAAUCAAAUGGAUUAUGCAACUGACAGUUGAUGUAAUCCCCGACUCGACUCGACUUGGUUGCGAGAGCGCGAGCUGA
This is a messenger RNA of Protopolystoma xenopodis, 537 nucleotides long. The record is from the annotation of a GenBank genome assembly. NCBI's taxonomy places the organism in Eukaryota, Metazoa, Platyhelminthes, Monogenea, Polystomatidea, Polystomatidae.